CAGGUAAAAAUGAAAACAAUAUUUUAUCAGAAACUUUGGUUUAAGUAAUUGUCAUUUAUCUUUAUUAUUUUUGUCUAACUUGUGUUAUUAUUUGUUGAUCAAUUUUGGGAAUUUUAAAAUGAAUAACGCAUCAGUGCUAGUAAUUUUAGUUUGCUUUAUGACACUUUUUCAUUCAGGAGCUGCUAUCAAGUGUUGGAUUUGUAGUAGUAGAACGGACCCUAAAUGUAAUGAUCCAUUUGUUAACGAAUCAAUACCUUUAAAUGAUUGUAAUAAUGAUCCUCAUAAACCUUCAACUCCUAGUUUGAUUGGUGCUAAAGCAACAAUGUGCAGAAAGGUUAGACAGAAGGUUGACAACGAAUGGAGAGUUACUCGAUCUUGUGCUUAUUUAGGCGAACCAGGAGAAGGGACUGGUAACGAAAAUGUUUGUCACUACCUAACAGAAUCAUACAAUGUCUUCCGUGAAACCUGUACAUGCAACAGUAAAGAUGGCUGUAACCACGGUUUUCUAUCUCACGGGAAUUUACUGACCAUUUGGAUAAUGUUUGCUAUUAGCCUAUUUUUCUGAGACCUGGAUCUGAUAUUUUUAUACCAAGAAUAUUGAUUAAAAUAGUAAAAUCGAGAUUCAAUUUGACACAAUCUAUAUUAACUAUUAAGCUUGUCAUCCUCUCAAUCAAACUAUUUCCAGUUAGUCCUUAAAAAUAGGACCUGAUCAUGUUUAUGAUGGAUCUCAAGUUUAUAAUGCUGAUCAUUGUUUUUAGAAGGUGUAAAUAGCACUCCCAAACCAAGGAAAUACAUUUAUUGGAUCAUGGAAAUGCAAAAAAUGGUUCUAGAAUUAUAUCUUCAUUGUAUGUGUCCUUAUAAUUUGCAGAUAUUUCAAUGUUUGUAAUACGAUUGCAAAAAAAAUAUUUUCUUAUCUAU
Tetranychus urticae (two-spotted spider mite) is the source of this 918-nucleotide messenger RNA. Its product is annotated as UPAR/Ly6 domain-containing protein crok-like. Gene Ontology annotation, biological process: positive regulation of voltage-gated potassium channel activity; regulation of synaptic transmission, cholinergic; sleep. NCBI's taxonomy places the organism in Eukaryota, Metazoa, Arthropoda, Arachnida, Trombidiformes, Tetranychidae. The record is from RefSeq and is a predicted model, not a curated record.